AUACUGGACUAUGACAGAUAUUACACCAGUAUUUAACUAAAUGAACAUAUAUCUUCAACUGUUGAGUAAAUAGUAUUAUUGACCAAAGUUGCCUUUGCCUGUUUUUAUUUUGAGCGACGACAUUUGGUUGACAAGACCAAACCAAAACACAAAUAAAAAUCUUAUAACCUAACUAAACUUGUAUUAAAUGUUUCCACUGUGAUACAUAUUAAUCGAAUUCCUACAUUAGGUUCCUAUUUAUUAAGUUUCCAUUUUUUCAAGAAAAGGUUAUCUGGAAGUCUCAAUUAUCUAUCAACAAAUGAAUUUAAAUCGCAGCAUUUAUUGAAUUUUCAAUCAUUACAAUGAAAUUAGUGCAGCAAGUUAGGUACUUAUCAAAAUUUCAGUCCCAAAGGCGUGUUGUAAUUUCCGGUUUAGGAGUCGUUUCUCCUAUUGGUACUGGAACCAAUUUGGUUUGGGACAAUCUAUUGAAAGGACAUUGUGGUAUUGUUGGUCUACAGGAUGAAGGUUACAAAAAACUACCUUGUAGAAUAGCUGGGUUGAUUUCAAAACAGGAUGAAAAUAUCCAAAAAACAUUGUCAAAGGCUAAUUUAAAAUCAAUGGCACCAGCUACAUGUCUGGCACUUGUAGCUACAGCAGAAGCGUUAGAUGAUUCUCAAUGGUUUCCUGAAACAGAUAGUGAGAAAGAAUUUACAGGAGUAGCAUUAGGAAUGGGUAUGAUAGAUCUGAAGGAUGUUUGUGAUACAAAUGAGGCAUUAAAAAUAGGAUACAAUAAAGUAAGCCCUUUUUUUGUUCCAAGAAUCUUACCAAAUAUGGCAGCUGGUCAAAUAAGUAUAAAAUAUGGUUUUCGUGGGCCGAAUCAUUCUGUGUCUACAGCUUGUGCCACUGGCGCACAUUCAAUAGGAGAUGCAUAUAGGUUCAUUAAAUAUGGUGAUGCUGAUGUUAUGGUGUGUGGUGGAGCUGAAUCCUGCAUAAGUCCUUUGGCCAUUGCUGGUUUUUGUCGUUUGCGGGCACUAAGCACAUCAUUCAAUGAUGAACCCGAAAAAGCUUCUAGGCCUUUUGACCAAAAGCGUGAUGGUUUCGUCAUGGGAGAAGGAGCAGCAGUGUUAGUCUUGGAAGAGUAUGAGCAUGCAUUAAAAAGAAAUGCUAAAAUAUAUGCUGAAAUUUUAGGUUAUGGAUUGUCUGGUGAUGGAUCACAUAUAACAGCCCCCAGAGAGGAUGGAAGUGGUGCAAUGUUAUCAAUGGGCAGAGCACUGCAAGAUGCUAAUAUUACAAAAAAUGAAAUCACCUAUGUUAAUGCACAUGCCACAUCCACACCAAUUGGUGAUGGCAUUGAAUCAACAGCUAUAAAGAAACUUUUUGGUGAACACAGUUCUAAAAUAUCUAUAUCUUCUACUAAAGGAGCUCAUGGGCAUCUUCUCGGAGCCGCUGGGAAUUUAGAGGCUGUAUUUACUAUCUUGGCUUGUUAUCAUGGUGUUAUACCGCCAACAUUGAACUUAGAAAACCCUGUUGAUGAAUUGCACUAUGUUGCAAAAGCACCUGAAAAAUGGAUCACAGAAAGAAGAGUUGCACUAAAAAAUUCAUUUGGAUUUGGUGGCACCAAUGCUACUCUUUGUAUUGCACAAAUAUGAAUGUUUCUUGAAUAAUAAAAGAACUUGUUCAGAGGUAUAAUAUAUUAAAACUGUGUUACAAACUUUACUGCAGUAAUCCCGACAAUGAGGACAACUGAAGACCUUUUGAUCGUGAUUUGAAGCUACAUAACAAAGAGCUAAAAUAAAUUCAAUGUUCAUUAUGUAAUCACAUAAAGAAUUGAAAAUUAUAUAAUUUGAUUAAAAAUGCUACUAUAUUUCAAUAAAAAGCAUUCUAAGGUUUUUAAUUGUAAACAUUUGUUAAAUGCUGGUUGAUCCAGUCGAUUAAUAUCAUAAAUUCAUUCAAACAUGCACUUGUUUCUAUGAAGACUAAUUUUUACUUUCCCGUCUAGAUGACUUGCAUAGAGCCUAGCGUUGUACCUUCUAUAAGCACCAAUGUUUUUAUCAAAUGUAAACAAAACCAGAUUCUGCUAAUCUCAUCAUUAGCAUAAUCUAUAACAUUUAACAUGAUUUCCUUUGAUUAUAAUUUCAGAAUAAAUAUAAUUAAACAGUGUCUUAUGUGAUAAAUUAUAAAAAUAUUAUAAAAUA
Messenger RNA from Papilio polytes (common Mormon), 2174 nucleotides. Its product is annotated as 3-oxoacyl-[acyl-carrier-protein] synthase, mitochondrial. Gene Ontology annotation, molecular function: 3-oxoacyl-[acyl-carrier-protein] synthase activity. Bases 342 to 1628 code for a protein of 428 amino acids. Lineage: Eukaryota; Metazoa; Arthropoda; Insecta; Lepidoptera; Papilionidae. The transcript has a single exon. Gene Ontology annotation, biological process: fatty acid biosynthetic process. The record is from RefSeq and is a predicted model, not a curated record.